AACCAAAGCUAAAGAAGAAAAGAAUAAAGUCGCCAACCUUAUACUAUAAAUAACUAUAUAAUUAUAAUUUAAUUAAUUAGAUAUCAAUGAAGUACCCUAAAAAAAAAAAAAAAACUACUCCCCCUAACAAACACGUCCUUAUUUUUUUUUAAAAAGAAGAAAAUUCAAGUGGGCUUUGAGCUGUGAUUUAGCUGGCCCUUGAUGUAAUAUUUUCUCUCUCAUCCUCACUAAAUAUACACAUACAACUCUCCUCAGAUUUCAUACACUACCUACAUUACAUAGAAACCCCCAAAAUUUUCCUUACAUUAAUAAAAAGGAAAAUUCAUUACUUGAAAACACAAAAACAAAAACCCUUCUCUUCUUCUUCACCUCACAGUCCUAAAUCAAAAUCUCCUCUUUUUUUCUCUCUCCUCUUUUUCUUCUUGUUUCUCUCACUAGACAAGAAAACAAGAACAACCCACAUUAUUUUUUUCAGAUCUCCAUUUUCAUUACCAAAACUAAAAUCAGUGAGAGAAUUUGAGAGCAGCUCACUCUCUUUUCUUAUAUCCUUGUAAAAAAGGAAAAAAGAAGAACAGUUCAUUUGAUUUUAUAAUUUAUUUCUGGGUUGUUUUAUAGAUGUCUCAUAUGAGAUGAUGAAGAAGACAACCCAUAUUUCAAACCCUUUGUUAAUUUGUUCUUCUUAUUUUGUUAUCCUUCUAAACAUUGUUUCUUUACUAUCGGACACCUCCUCGGCUUUCAUCGGAAAUGGGAGGCUCAGCGAAGCGGAGGUGAGUUACAUUAGCCGACGGCAGCUUCUGUAUUACAAGGAUGAGUUCGGUGACAGAGGUGAGAAGGUAAGCGUCCCGCCUAACCUGAGUUUCGCCAACCCAAGGUUAAGGGACGCCUACAUUGCUCUUCAAUCGUGGAAGCAAGCCAUUCUAUCCGACCCAUUUAACUACACGGCUAAUUGGGUCGGAUCCGACGUAUGUCAUUACACAGGUAUAUUCUGUGCUCCGGCACCAGACGAUCACAACAUUGAGACAGUUGCCGGCAUCGAUUUAAACCACGCAGACAUCGCUGGCUACCUCCCGGAGGAGCUGGGUCUCCUCCGGGACUUGGCGUUGUUUCAUAUCAACUCGAACCGAUUCUGCGGGACUGUCCCGCAGAGGUUCCGCAACAUGAGAUUGUUGCACGAGAUAGAUCUGAGUAAUAACCGCUUUGCUGGGAAGUUUCCGAGAGUGUUGCUCUCUUUACCCAGCUUGAAGUACCUAGAUCUAAGGUUUAACGAGUUUGAAGGAACUGUCCCACGAGAGUUGUUUGAUAAAGAUCUUGAUGCCAUUUUCAUCAACCAUAAUCGGUUCCAGUUCGAGCUUCCGGAUAACUUUGGGAACUCGCCGGUGUCAGUGAUUGUUUUGGCGAACAACAAGUUUCAUGGGUGUGUACCUGAGAGCUUGGUUCACAUGGAGAAUUUGAAUGAGAUUAUUAUGAUGAAUAAUGGGUUUAGAUCUUGCUUGCCGAGUGACAUGGGUUUGUUGCAAAAUCUUACGGUUUUUGAUGUUAGUUUCAACGAAUUGAUGGGUUCAUUGCCGGAGUCGAUUGGUCAGAUUACGACCUUGGAGCAGCUCGAUGUGGCGCAUAACAUGUUCUCCGGGUACAUUCCGGCUAGUAUUUGUAAGUUGCCCAACUUGCAAAACUUUACUUACUCUUACAACUUCUUUACCGGUGAGCCGCCGGCUUGCUUGCGGCUACCUUCGACUAGUGAUAGACGGAAUUGCAUUCCGAAACGGCCCGUGCAACGCUCUGCUUCUCAGUGCAGAGCGUUCUUAUCACACCAUAUUGAUUGUAGCUCAUUUGGGUGUGGUUCAUCUACACCUUCACCUUAUGCUCCAACUUAUCCUUCACCACCUGUUGUUGUUUAUCCUUCACCGCCUCUCAUCUCGUCUCCCCCUCCUCCCGUGUUUUCGCCUCCACCUCCACCACCUCCCGUGUACUCCCCACCACCGCCUCCACCUUCUCCACCACCGCCUUCACCUCCACCACCACCUCCGCCAGUUUACUCCCCACCUCCACCCCCACCACCACCCCCACCACCGUCUCCACCUCCAUCACCGCCACCACCACCACCGCCAGUCUACUCUCCGCCGCCACCGCCACCCUCCCCACCUCCACCUUCACCCCCACCUCCCUCGCCUUCACCGCCACCGCCUUAUCUAUACAAUUCACCUCCCCCGCCCCCGCCUUACGUUGAGCUUCCACCCCCACCAGCACCAUCAUCACCGCCGCCUUGUCCUGAACAUCCACCGCCAUUUAUGCCUCAUCCUUCGCCGCCUUAUGUAUAUGUAUCACCACCCCCACCUUCGCCGCCACCCGCUCCAACCUAUGAAGGUCCAUUGCCACCCAUCUUUGGAUUGCCAUAUGCUUCACCUCCACCCCCACCUUUCUAUUGAUUCUUUUGUUGAGAUGAAAAUUCAAAUUCUCUUUCCUCUAACUUCCCCUCUCUUGUUGAAAAUCAUGAUCACAUUCUUAGCUACCAUUAUUACUAUUACUAAAACAACUAUCAUUACAUUUUACUAUUUCGCUUCUUCAAUUGGUGUUUUCUUUCGGGCAAUAAAAGAGGUUGUUGUAAGCUUGUAUCAUAGCUUAUAUAGUCGUCUUGUAUCAACGGCGAUGACAACGACGGCGAGAAAUCAACAAAGAAGUGAAAAACAAAGAGGAGGAAGAAGUCUAUAUUCCACAAAAUUCAUUCAUAAAUUGUUAUGGAUAAUCUGAGUUUGUCAAAUAAAAUUUGGUGCAGCGGAAGGUCGAAAAAAGAACCAAAAAAUUCUAAAAAAACAAAAAAAAAAAUUAGAAAUUGCAGGGGAUAAGUGUAUGUAUAGGCUUUUUUUAUGCAAAAAUUGAGGAAACAAUCAUAAAUGUGGAUGGAUUAAGGGGGAAAUUUGCAGCUAUAACACUUAUCCCUGGUGUUGCUGCUGCUGCUAUGUGGGUUUGUUAUUAAUUUCUUUUUUUAAUUUAUGAUCAUACCUUUUUUUUUUUUAAUUUCAUUUUGAUUCUCCAUUUAUAGUAUAAUUUUGGAACAAUUUUUACUUUGUAUCCAUUUUUCAGAAUUCAUAUCACUUUUGUCUCU
This is a messenger RNA of Chenopodium quinoa (quinoa), 3103 nucleotides long. RefSeq names its product leucine-rich repeat extensin-like protein 3. NCBI's taxonomy places the organism in Eukaryota, Viridiplantae, Streptophyta, Magnoliopsida, Caryophyllales, Amaranthaceae. The transcript has a single exon. The coding region runs from base 630 to 2426 and encodes 598 amino acids. Gene Ontology annotation, molecular function: protein binding. The record is from RefSeq and is a predicted model, not a curated record.